GACGCAUGCUGGCUGAGUGAGUGAGUGACUCGCAUGAGUCAAGUGUCGUGAGUGUGCUGAGUGCUGAGAUGAGCCGCGCCUGCGUCGUCUGUUUGCGCGCCGCGUAUGCUCAUGUGGAGCGCUGCAGUAGGCACCGUCGCACGAACGUCAAAUCCCAAGCGUGAUCGAUCGCGCCAUGCUGGCUUUCAAGCCGGAUCGUGAAGGAGCUGCAGUAAGCUGCUCGCAGCGUACACUCAUGACUGCCGUCAUCAUCUCAGACAAUGAAGUCCGUCUAGAAGCCCCCUUUAUCGUCUCUGGUACAUCCUUCUCUUCUCGUCAAGGCGCUGCUUGGCACGCAUGCCACCGCUCGAAACGGAGCACCGAUCACGACGUGUUCCUUCUUCAUAAGGGCUAGGGUUAGCCGUCAACAUGUCCUCAGAAAUCUACACGACCACUGCUGACAAUGCAGAUCAAAGCUUGGCUUGCCCAACGACGAAGUCUACGACCGUUCAAUCGUCCGCACUUCCUCCCGAGCUGAUCUCGCGCAUCUUUUCUCAUGCUGAUCCAUCCACACUGCUGCUCGUCCUUCGCACCCUGUCUUCGUACUGGAGAAAUGAAAUCGACACGCACGUCUUGCCAAACCUGUUUGGUAGGGGAGAAUGGCGAGUCGGGCUGCGCAUCGCCAAGAAGCCCAGAGUUGGGCAUUUGUGGAGAGGACAGCUUUGGCGAGGCCCGACAGAAUCAAGAUCUGCAGCUGAGCAUCACGAGACCUCCAAUGGAUUCAGCAAUGGACAGCCCGCGGCUGCCAACGUUGCAAAUGAGCAGCAGUCUAGUGGACUGGCCAACACAUCGACAGUCGAAUCGACCCCUUCAACCUCGGCGGACGCUAGCGCCAGCAGAGGUACUGCGGACAAUUUGCCCGAAGUUGUGCAGGCACGCAGACGCAUCGUCGAAUCCCAACUAGGAGCGCUCGAAGAUGAAUUGGAUGCAUUUCCAGGCAACCCAGGAUCCAGAGCAGGCACAUCUGCAGCGUCCAGUGAAGAUGCGUCGUCUGCGGAAGACUCGAAGCAUCUGGUGCAUGUGCUGCCCUUAUCCUUCAAAGGUGUCGUCAAAGGCGGCUUGACCUUUGGCACGCCGACAGGAGAGUAUCACGCGCUGUUCGAGCACGCUACGCUGCCUCGAGGAUUCGAAAGGGGUGCUGCUUCCAACUCUUUACCAACGAAUGGGCAGGUGGGAGCCGGUGACGUCGCUGGGCAAGGUGCUCGGCCUGUAACGGCAAAUGGAGCAGGCCAUCCUCCCCAACAAGAGGAAGCAGGUCAGCCGGCAGCGGCAGCACCAGCACCAGCAUCAGCACCAGCACCUGAUCCGGCCCACGCUGAGAUGGUGCAGCAACAAAGAGAUAACGCGAGACUGCUAUUGAACUUUGGUAUUGUUUGGAGAUUUCCUGGCGAUGGGACAGAAGAUGAUGAGGAGUGGGGCAUGCCUGAUCCGGAGCAUGGCUGGCUUAGUCAAUUCUACUGUUCUAAAGCCGACGUGCGACCCAUCCCGGGCCCUACAGUUGAGCAGCCCACUCUGUCUGAGUCGGAAGACAGCGAUUCGGACAGCUCGGACGAUGAAGAUGAGCUUGAGGACAUGCGGGGUAGCGGAACGCUCUACUUGUCAGGCAGUAGCGCGGGUCCUCGAUCACAGCGUCAUGGUAGCACCGACAAGGAGCUCUUGCCGUCUGAGCGAAUCAUGCUGGCGGAAGGCAUCGCGCCUCCUCCUCGAUCACAGCAAGUGACAGGCCACUCCACACCCAUCGCACGAAGAGUCAGACAGAUGGUCGAUGCGGGUGGAAGUCGGGUGGAUAGUUCUGGUUUCGCAUCUACGCGAGCAGCGACGGCUGGUGCAGCGAAUCCGACAGCCCCUAGUCUUGAUUGGAGCGACAUGGGCGUAGAGUACAUUCGGCUGGACCUUACACUUGGCAAUGAGUUCUUUGCUAGAAGAUCUCACAGAGCAAACAGAUUGCUUAGAAGGCUGCAAGAUGAAGCUUCUGGAGAAUUCCGGCCUGGCGGUGUCAGCCGGAAUGCUUCUCGGAAAGCCGAGGACAAGGGCAAGCAGCGUGCGAGACCGAGUGGAAGCAGCACACCCGGCCAUCCGCCCGUGGCGGGACUGACAUCCGCGAGAGCUCCUAGCGCCAGGUCUUCUGGCAUCAAUACACCCUCAUAUUCGAGCGCCGCAUCGACCCCUUUGAGGCCGAAGGCGCUGGGAGGUGCGCUGGCAAGAUUAGCCGCUCAGCAAGCUGCUGUGGUCAGCGCACCUGCGGCCAGUAUCCCAGCGCUCGGUUCGGAUCAAGCAUCCCAUCCGACGUCCACUGCCGCUUCACCACGAAUGAGCGAGUUAUCCCUAGGAUCUUCGCAGAAUGCCAUGGGCAACGGACGCCCCACCACGCCGCACAGGUCAAAGCCCACACCUCGUUCGUCUUCGUCUCAAGGUGGUGCGUCAACACCUUCCAAGUACCUCGGCGUCAACCCUGUCUCUACUUCUGCUGGAACAAACUCCGCGAGGCUGGGCAGCUCGUCGGGUCGAUCUACUGGCGCGUCUACACCUGCAAGGAUGCAAAGGAACGGCACGAGCAGCGCGGGCAGAGGAAGAAAGGCGAAUGUGGAGCCUAGCAUGCCUCGAGCCAAAUUUCGAGCUCAUCUUGUCAAGGCGGAGGACCUGAAACCAGCUGAGCCGAGCACAGAUGCGGGGCGACGAAGCAGUGAAUGGGACAGAGAAGAGGACAGGAAGCUUGAUAGUGGUCUCGAUGCCGGUCGCUUGACAAACCAGAAUGGCGCGGCAGCAAAUGGAAACGGUUGGAGAGGCAAGACGGCUUGGGGCACGGGCGCUUGGAGACAUGCCAUGCUCGAUACGGAUCAACCAGCCGGCCUGCUCUGGAGCUGGUCUAGAUGAAGGUCUGCUGGCAUUUGAGCCAGAUAGACCCUGCCUUUGGCUUGUUCUGCUCGACGUGCCGCAUGUGAUGGCGCUGCAUUCGAUCCUAUCCUUCUCAAGGUCUUUGUCUCGGACGCUGUAUAUCAACCUCGGAAAUUUGUCUCGGAUCAUCACGAUGGCCGUCGCUGCCGCUGCCCGCCAU
Molecule: messenger RNA, 3094 nt
Organism: Ceraceosorus guamensis
Lineage: Eukaryota; Fungi; Basidiomycota; Exobasidiomycetes; Ceraceosorales; Ceraceosoraceae
Exons: 2
Coding region: 409-2913 (834 amino acids)
Molecular function (GO): protein binding
Source: RefSeq, a predicted model, not a curated record